Molecule: messenger RNA, 3209 nt
Organism: Gastrolobium bilobum
Lineage: Eukaryota; Viridiplantae; Streptophyta; Magnoliopsida; Fabales; Fabaceae
Product: AMP deaminase-like
Exons: 20
Coding region: 185-2716 (843 amino acids)
Biological process (GO): IMP salvage; AMP metabolic process
Cellular component (GO): cytosol
Molecular function (GO): AMP deaminase activity
Source: RefSeq, a predicted model, not a curated record
GUUUUAAUAACUCUAUCGUUAGCGUGAUAACAUUUAACUCACUCCCUCACUGUUUAGUAGGGUUUUGGUUUAUUGCUUUUCACCUUUUUCUCUUCGCCCAAACCAUUCCAUUUCCGUGAAGCAACACAACGUAAAACAAUUUCAGUUAUAGAGAGAGAAACUCGGAUAGAGAGAGAGAGCGAUCAUGGAUGCGUACGCGGUGCAUUUGGCCAUGGCGGCGCUCGUCGGAGCUUCUGUUGUGGCCGUGUCGGCGUACUACAUGCACCGGAAGACGCUCUCGCAGCUGCUGGAGUUUGCCCGGACGGUGGAGCUGGAGAGGGAGAAGGACGGAGCUUCCGACGGCGGUGAUUCUCCGCAGCAUUCGAAGAAGCGCCGUGGCGGCGCGAGGAGGAGGGGGAACAGCUAUAACCGCCGUGCCUCGGCGUCGCUGCCAGAUGUUACGGUGAUCUCCGGCGGGUUUGAUAAGGAGGAGAAGCACGUCGAAGGGAUUCCGCCAGGGUUGCCGCGGCUACACACGCUCCGUGAAGGAAAAUCUGCACACCCUGGUUCCUUUAAGAGAAGUCUUUUAAGACCUACCUCUCCCAAGUCUCCUGUUGCAAGUGCUAGUGCCUUUGAAAGUGUGGAAGGAUCAGACGAUGAAGAUGAUGUGACAGAGCAAGCUAAACUGGAUACUACAUAUCUGCACACAAAUGGAAAUGUUGGCCCAGAAGGUAAAAUUCCAUAUGAGACUUUACCUAAUCAUGUUAAUACUAAUGGAGAGCAGAUGGCAAUCACUGCUUCAAGUAUGAUCCGUUCUCAUAGUGUUUCUGGUGACCUGCAUGGUGUGCAGCCUGACCCAAUAGCUGCUGACAUUCUUAGGAAAGAGCCAGAGCAAGAAACUUUUGCACGAUUGAAAAUUACUCCUAUUGAGGCUCCGUCAUCUGAUGAAAUUGACGCCUACAUCAUUCUUCAAGACUGCCUUGAAAUGAGAAAAAGAUAUGUUUUUAAAGAAGCAGUUGCUCCAUGGGAGAAAGAAGUUAUAUCUGACCCCAGUACUCCAAAGCCUAACCCGGAGCCAUUCUUUUACACCCCUGAAGGAAAGUCUGAUCAUUACUUUGAAAUGCAAGAUGGGGUUAUUCAUGUAUAUCCAGAUAGAGACUCCAAAGAAGAACUUUUUCCUGUUGCGGAUGCAACUACCUUUUUCACUGACCUCCAUCAGAUACUUCGAGUCAUAGCAGCAGGGAAUAUCAGAACUUUAUGCCAUCAUAGGCUUAAUCUUCUAGAACAAAAAUUCAAUCUUCAUUUGAUGCUAAAUGCGGAUAGGGAAUUUCUUGCCCAGAAAAGUGCUCCACAUCGAGAUUUCUAUAAUGUUAGAAAAGUUGAUACACAUGUACACCAUUCAGCAUGCAUGAAUCAGAAACAUCUUCUAAGGUUCAUAAAGUCAAAACUGAGGAAAGAGCCUGAUGAGGUUGUUAUAUUUCGAGAUGGGACAUAUCUGACCUUGAAAGAGGUUUUUGAGAGUCUGGAUUUAACUGGAUAUGAUCUCAAUGUUGACCUUUUGGACGUUCACGCAGACAAGAGUACAUUUCAUCGCUUUGACAAAUUCAAUCUCAAAUAUAAUCCUUGUGGUCAAAGUAGGCUCAGGGAGAUAUUCCUCAAACAGGAUAAUCUCAUUCAAGGUCGUUUUCUUGGCGAGCUGACAAAGCAAGUGUUUUCUGAUCUUGGUGCCAGUAAAUAUCAGAUGGCAGAAUAUAGAAUAUCUAUAUAUGGUAGGAAGCAAAGUGAGUGGGACCAACUAGCCAGUUGGAUAGUAAAUAAUGAAUUGUACAGCGAGAAUGUUGUUUGGUUAAUUCAGCUUCCACGAUUGUACAAUAUAUACAAAGAAAUGGGAAUUGUGACCUCAUUCCAAAACAUGCUUGACAAUAUCUUCAUUCCACUUUUUGAGGUUACUGUUGACCCCGAUUCACAUCCUCAACUGCAUGUUUUCUUGAAACAGGUUGUUGGGUUGGAUUUGGUGGAUGAUGAAAGCAAACCUGAAAGGCGGCCAACAAAACACAUGCCUACACCUGCCCAAUGGACUAACGUAUUCAAUCCGGCAUAUUCAUACUAUGUGUACUACUGCUAUGCAAAUCUUUACACCUUAAACAAGCUUCGUGAAUCAAAGGGAAUGACAACAAUCAAAUUCCGUCCACAUUCUGGAGAGGCCGGUGAUAUUGACCACCUUGCUGCAACCUUUCUUACGGCUCAUAACAUUGCACAUGGAAUCAAUUUGAAAAAAUCUCCCGUGCUUCAAUAUUUAUAUUAUUUGGCCCAGAUUGGGCUGGCGAUGUCUCCUUUGAGCAAUAACUCCCUAUUCUUAGACUACCAUCGGAAUCCUUUUCCAACAUUCUUCUUACGGGGUUUGAAUGUUUCACUUUCUACUGAUGAUCCACUCCAAAUUCACUUGACAAAGGAACCAUUGGUUGAAGAAUAUAGCAUAGCUGCUUCCGUGUGGAAGUUGAGCUCAUGUGAUUUAUGUGAGAUUGCCCGUAAUUCGGUUUAUCAAUCAGGUUUCUCACAUGCCUUAAAGUCACAUUGGAUUGGUAAGGAAUACUACCAUAGAGGGCCAAAUGGAAAUGACAUUCACAGAACCAACGUUCCUCACAUCCGGUUGGAAUUCCGUGACACGAUUUGGAGAGAGGAGUUGCAACAGGUUUAUUUGGGCAAAGCCAUCAUUCCUGAAGUAGUAGACAAAUAAUAUGCCAGAGCCAUGUAUUCAUAUAUGAACCAUGGAGGUAUAGGUAGCAAGUGAAUCCCUCAAACCUAUCCAACGUCAGAGAUAUACUAAGGCUACAGACAUUACAGCGCUGGUUCGAUGAUAUAAACCUGAUACGUAGCAUAUAUUACUCGCAAGAUAACUGAGCUUGAGCAUCGAGCAAGGUUUACAGCUACAAAUCAAAUGGCCCUGGGAAAGUGUUUCUUUGUAUUAAAUUUGGGGGUAGAAUUAAAAUGAGUAGGGUUAGCAAUAAUUACGUGCAUAAAGCAAAUGAUGAUGCCUGUUGCUGUUAGAAAUAUAAGAUAAUAUGAUCCUUUGUUGAGAGAUUCUCUCAAAAUUUUGAUUCCUAUUGUUUGUAAAGAUGAGGGGCCUAUCAAUUCGACCGUACAUGUUCGACGAUGCAAUGGCAGAGCUAGAUAGAGGUGACAGUUGAGGUUUAUACUGAUUAUGAUAAAUAACAUGAACAAAGUUGAAU